UCUCCUCCCCAUUCUCCGUUGGAUACGCCCACGUGUUACGUCGGUAAGAUGGCAGAGUCAGAAGAAGAGAUAUCUGUUUUGAUAGAGAGGGUCGUAAAAGAUAUCACAAACGCCUUUAAGAAGAAUCCUGACAUAGAUGAAAUUGGACUGAUACCAUGCCCAGAAGCUAGAUGUAACCGAAGUCCCAUUGUUUUAGUUGAGAACAAGCUUGGCAUAGAGAGUUGGUGCAUCAAAUUUCUUCUGCCUUAUGUUCAUAACAAGUUACUUCAAUAUAAACUAAGAAAAAAGUGGCUCGAACAAGAUGUCUUGACAGACGUCACUCGUACUCUUCUGCUGCUGAACCCAGACUUCGCUACAGCCUGGAAUGUAAGAAAGGAACUUGUACUCUCUGGAACUAUAGAGCCAAUUCAGGAUCUAUAUUUGGCCAAACUUGCCCUAACAAAAUUUCCUAAAAGCCCAGAAACAUGGAUUCACAGGCGUUGGGUGCUCCAAAAAUUAACUCAGGAAGCCUCUUUACCUUGCCUUGUCAAUAAAGGCAGUACAGGAGUGGAGUUGUCUGAAAAGCUACAGCAGAUAGUACAAGAAGAAAUGAAAGUCUGUACUGAGGCUGCAGGAAGGUAUCCAAGCAACUAUAAUGCCUGGUCUCAUCGUAUCUGGGUCUUACAACACAUUGCAAAAUGCAACGUUAAGGUUCUUCUUGAUGAACUGUCUUCCACAGAAAACUGGGUUUCCAUGCACAUUUCAGAUCACAGUGGCUUCCAUUACCGUCAGUUCUUACUGAAAUCUUUACUUGCUGCCAGGAGUUUACCGAACAAUGCAUUAACAACACUAAGUCUAUUACACAGUGAACAGAUUUGUAGUCUUCCAAAAGGAGAAAAGGACUUUCAGGAGAGACAGAAAACAGAUAUGUCACAUCUCUGUGUAAAGGAGCUGGCACUUUGUACGGACCUCAUUGAAACAUAUACGGGGCAUGAAGCACUUUGGUGUCACAGGCGCCAUGUUUUCUUCCUGUUGUACUUUCACAGUCAUCCUGUAAUACAGCGCACAACUCAGGACAGUAGCUGUGAAACCUUGAAUCAUGUGAAUUCUGACACCAUAGCCCAAGUGCAAACUCAGGUCAUGGAUAUUGAUGGUGUUAGUGAGAUGACUAAGCAGGACUACAGCCAGGAAAUUAAGCGGCUGAAGCGUGGCCCAUGCCAGGAAUUGUGUGGCCUUGAAGCAGAACUCAGGUUUAUUGAGAAAGUCCUUACAGACUCCAAGAAUGCAGAGCAGACUAGGUUUGCCUCUGCCUACAAAAAAUGGCUUGAUAUGGUUUGGAAUCAUUGACAUUGCUGAUCUACAUGCUGGUGCAGUUGUAACUGGUUGCAACAUUUUCACUUAAAACAGAAACCCACGUCUUUCAUUUUCAACUGAGAGAGACAGAGAGAGAGAGAGAGAGAGAUCAGGUGCACGCACACUGUUACAGAUUUGUAAAGGUUGUCAGAAGUCCUUUAAUCUGUAAUUGAAUGAUUGCUUCAUGUUAAUGUCAGAUAGUCUUUCUGAAGGAAUUAUCACCUCCACUAAGUGCAUAUUGGAUACACACGAUUAUUUACAUCUUUCAUGGAGCUGAACAGUUUCUGUAGUUUUCUUAGAGAUGAUGCUUUCCUAAUCUCACUUGGCGUACUAUUUUCUGAACCAUAUAGUGGUCUGCAUUUUAUGACCAGGUUAUGUAGCUACUGUAGGAUAUAGUGUAUAACGUCAGUGUUGGUAGUGAUAGAGCUGAUGCUGAAUUUUUUUUUGCAGUCAGAUGCACACCUGUGUAAGCAUGCUUCUCAGAACUGCAGUGACUGGUCUGUCUGUACUGUGUGUUUACCAUAUUAUCAUUGUGUUAUCUAUGUUAAUUUUUUUCUGUACUUGUUUACCACAUUAUCAUUUCAUUAGCUAUGUUUAAUUUCAUCUGUACUUGUUAAUCACAUUAUCAUUUUGUUAGCUAUGUUAAAUUUCAUCCAUUAACCACAUUAUCAUUUUAUCUAUGUUAAAAUUUGUCUGUACUCGUUAACCAUCGUUUUAUCUAUGUUUAAAUUUUGUCUGUACUCGUUAACCACAUCAUCAUUUUAUCUGUUACAUUUUGUCUGUACUCGUUAACCGCAUCAUCAUUUUAUCUGUUACAUUUUGUCCGUACUCGUUAACCACAUCAUCAUUUUAUCUGUUAAAUUUUGUCUGUACUCGUUAAUCACGUCAUCAUUAUAUCUAUGUUAAAUUUUGUUUGUACUCGUUAACCACAUCAUUUCAUCCAUGUUACAUUUUGUCUGUACUUGUUAACCACAUUAUUUUGUCUAUGUUAAAUUUUGUCUGUACUCGUUAACGACAUUUUAUCUAUGUUAAAUUGUGUCUGUACUCGUUAACCACAUUAUUUUGUCUGUUAAAUUUUGUCUGUACUCGUUAACGACAUAAUUUUAUCUAUGUUAAAUUUUGUCUGUACUCACUGAAGCUGCUCACUGUUAAGCAUAGUACUGUACUUGGAGAGACUUAGCUGAUCAUUUGCACCACCUGACUGACGUGUGACUAAACAACUGUAGAUGCUCAUUAGAUUCAGUUAACGAGUUCUCCUUUGAUGAAAAAUAGUAUUUAUUAAUUAGUAGCAUUUCAUGAAGACAAGCCUUAGGUCAGGUUAAAAUGUCUGCGUGUAUUUUAUCAAGAUCAUACCCCAUUCCUCUCAGACAUGUCUUUUGGUUUUACAGAUUGAAAAACUUGAAAUUGAGAUAGUGGGGCAUUACCAAAAAUGUGCCCUAUGCUAAUUUGAAGUAGUUUGUCUGAAAUAAGUUUUAUUUUUUUAGCUGGAGCAAGGGACAAGUGAAAGUUUUCACACUUUUUUUUCUUUUUAUUCUCAUAUAAAUGUUUUUUACAAUAUCAGCCUGUCACACUCAGUUUGGCUUUCCUCUACAUCAUAGCUGGACAGUUUCAGCCUGAGAAUUGGACAGUAGAUACCAUGCAGACACGCGCUCCUUUUUUAGUGUGCAUACUGUAUUUAUUGUCUACAGAUCUUUGUACGGAAUGUUGCAGCAGAGAUCACUGCAUUCUCCUCAAGGAUGAGAUGGUCAACCAGUAUGUUCAGCACUCUUCUUCUUUAUCAGCCUACCUUUGAUUUAUUGUGCAGUGAGUAGCAGAUCUCCCACCAGGUUAAUUUGGGAUGUUCUGUCCCAUAACCAGGACUGCUUCACAGAAAAGUUAGAAUGAUUCUGUGCACUAGAAAUUGUGGCUGUUUAGAAAGUAACAUUUCCAAUGUGCUUUAUCAGUAGUUUUAUGCACUGGUUUAUUGUUUAGUAGAAGAGAAUUUAAAGAUGUCAGAGUGACCAUAUUCUAUACCUUUAUACAUCAGAGUGAUUUUUAAUGUUGCACACAAUAUUUCUAUGUUGUCUGUGUUCAUUGCUAGGAGUUAGCUUGUAAGGUAUCAUAAUCAACCAUACAAACUAACCCAUAUUUUUUUAGUAGGAAAAAAAACAGAAAGCCUGCCCCUGCCAGGCAGCAGAAUCUGAAACAGUCUUUCUUUACCAGCACAGUCAUUAGAAUUGCAGUGUGUAAGAUGCAAACCUAGACUACAAUAACCAGGGUUUGUCAGUUUUGUUUAUGUAGUAGUAGUGUGCCAAAAAACAUCAGACUGCGGUAUAGUAUAUUAACGGUACACCAAAAACCUAAAUCCUGUCAUGGAUAUCAUCUCUUUUGUCAGAUAUAGAUGCCCAUAGUUAAACUUUCAUUUAUGCUUUGUAAUUUAUUAAUUGCUUUGAAGCUUAUACUAAAUCACGUUUUGAGUCAAAUUCAGUUUUGUGUUGUGAAUAGGGCACAAUAAGUUAAAACAGUGCCAAAUGUUUAAUUGAUGUGCCCUUUCUUUUGUCUGUAUUGUAUAUGGAUGAGCAUUGCCUUUAGUUCUCAUAUUUGACAUCCAGAAACAUUCAC
Molecule: messenger RNA, 3933 nt
Organism: Protopterus annectens (West African lungfish)
Lineage: Eukaryota; Metazoa; Chordata; Ceratodontiformes; Protopteridae
Gene: PTAR1
Product: protein prenyltransferase alpha subunit repeat containing 1
Exons: 7
Coding region: 49-1326 (425 amino acids)
Biological process (GO): protein prenylation
Cellular component (GO): cytoplasm
Molecular function (GO): protein prenyltransferase activity
Source: RefSeq, a predicted model, not a curated record